Molecule: messenger RNA, 4131 nt
Organism: Paecilomyces variotii
Lineage: Eukaryota; Fungi; Ascomycota; Eurotiomycetes; Eurotiales; Thermoascaceae
Product: nuclear envelope pore membrane protein
Exons: 5
Coding region: 266-4033 (1255 amino acids)
Biological process (GO): nuclear pore organization; protein import into nucleus
Cellular component (GO): nuclear pore transmembrane ring
Molecular function (GO): structural constituent of nuclear pore
Source: RefSeq, a predicted model, not a curated record
CGGGCAGCUCCCGGCCUAGACAGGUUUUGUUUAGCCGCUUAGCGCGACUUUUUGUCCAGUAUCGAAUUGAAGCAGCGCCUGUUCUCCCACGAUUCUGUCUAUUCGUUAAUUGCACAAAGAGGUUGCAAUUGCUGCAUCCGCUGGCUCCUUGUGCAAGAGUCGAAGCCGACUCCAGGAGUCCCCCUUAUUCCCGCCCGCUAUCCAUGAAAAAGUCUGCUUGAUACAACACAAUCACGCAGACUAGACCCGGGACUCGAAGCAUGCGAUGAGCGCAACCCCGCGACUCAGGUCUGCCUUUCCACAGACCCCCCAAACGCGUCGAAAGAGACAAGAUGACGACACUCCGGUUAAAGCUGUGGCGCGUCCGGUGAAGGAGCUAAAAUCGCUUCCAACGCCCUCCUCACAUAAGGAUGCUCCUCUAAUACCGUUCGAGGUCAUCGAUGCUCCUUCGCAGAGACUUUAUGUGGUAGCGAUCUAUGUGGCAUUGAAUGCCUGGCGGCUGAUCGAGGGCAGUCGCGCAGUCGAUGAAUUGGAUUCGACAUGGCUCUUCUUGAAAUGGAUCUUCGUUGACGGACUCUUCCUCUUCGGCCUUCAGAUACUGAGGAUACCUUGGUUGGAAUGGGCAUUCCCGACGACGUUAGCGGUCUUUCUGCUCCAUGCUGCUGCUAAUGUGUUUCUGAUGUUUCGGAUACCGCUUCCGCUGGGAACAUGGAUUGCUGGCAUGGUAAAAGUGGCAUACGACAGGGAAUUAUCGAUCUCGGAGCGGAAAGUCAAACCAGCAGACAUUCUGCAUAAUGCAUCUCUGAUUCUGGGAAAGCAGAUCGUUCACAUUCUACCUGAGGGGUCUGCUUCACUAAAUCCAGAUCGAAUUCCACUGUGCAUUGACUCUGCACGAUCCUCUGUCACCUUGCCCAUCCGGAUCAAUCAGACCAAUCCCAUUGCUAUCGAGCUCUUGCGUUUUGACCUCUCAACCGGCGAAAAUGAGACCGUGGUUAUUCCGUCGAAGCAACUAAAGCAACUAAAACGUCAGGCAGACAAGAGGCGCACUGCUUCGGAUGCGGAAACACAUCGCGACCUCCUUCUUCCGGUCAAGAAAACCGGCAUCUAUCGCCUGCAGAAAGUUGUGGAUGAAUCAAAGCUCGAAGUGCGAACUCGGUCUUUGAAUUCUCUAGUGGCCUCGUGUCCCAAAGCCCAUAUUAAAAACACGCAAACACACAAGUGCAGGGGAGAGCUCUCGGACCUCAUGUUAGAGGUGGAGGGGAUUCCUCCGCUGAAAAUCAAAUAUAGUCGGAAAGUGAACCAACUUGAUCGCGGUUUCUCUUUCCAAAGUAUCCAGCCGGAGAAUUCACACUCGUCAGUGGUCAAAUCGGAAGACACCCCUACGCAGCAUCCUGUGCUCGAUUUGUCCUGGGCUCACAGUCAGAAAAUUGAGGUGCCUCUGAAUGAAUCGCUCAAUGUGUACGGUCAAUGGUUCUACGCAAUUGAAGAAGUCCACGACGCCUACGGAAACGUUGCGAAUUACUCGCAUCUAGAUGAAGCGGAUAGACCCCUGACCAAGACAGCCCCCCAGUGGCAUCAAUUUUCUGUCCACGAGAGACCACGCAUUUCACUUCAUGGGUGCAACGAGCAGCGUCCUCUGGAGGUCGCGAAGGAUGAGACCGUAGAGCUUCCUAUCCAGUUUCAUGCGUCUGGCGAAGCCUAUGGACAGGACGCGCCUUUCACUCUGGCAUAUUCUUUCAAUCAGGCUGAUGCUGAAAACGAUGAACAACCUACAAAAAGUCGACAGGUAUCAUUGCGGAAUCUUGCACACAAGCCUCGCAUAAGGGACCCGGGCUGGUACAGCCUCAAGGCAAUUUCUAGCCAAUUCUGCUCUGGAGAAGUCCUCGAACCGUCGUCCUGUCUGCUGCACAACCCUCCUGAACCAGAGCUAACAGUUAGACACGAGAAGGUUUUUGACAAAUGUGCGAAUAAUGCUGUCGGAAUAGUCGCUGAUUUGGAUCUGGUUGGAUCUCCACCAUUCCGCCUUCGGUAUAAUAUCGAAUCUUCAAAGGGAGUAGAGACGCGCUUGCAGACUAUCGACUCACUGAGGGGUCGGCUCGAGCUUACGCCCUCCGAAGCUGGCCAUUACAAGUACCGCUUUUUGGAUAUCGCAGACAGUGUUUAUGAGCCUCGAUCCUUGAAAGACAAAGUUCCUGUAUUGGAACAGGACGUGAAGCCUCCUGCGUCUGCUCAUAUUGUUGGAUCAAAGCAAGUGCGCAAGGCAUGUUUCGGAGAGCCGAUCUCUGUUGACGUCUCAUUCAUCGGCGAGUCACCCUGGAAUCUCGAGUAUGAAGUUGUCCACAACGGUCGAAAGACAAAACAUGUCCUCAAGAGUGAAAGUGAAAUGGCGACGAUCGUGACCGACAAGCUUGUUAGUGGUGGAGCCUAUACUCUCGCGCUGACAAGCGUCAAGGACAAGUCCAAUUGCAAGCGAGUCCUCAAGGACGAAAUUAAAAUCGAGGCUCGCUCGAAGAAACCACACGUUGCUUUUGGCCAGAUCGAUAGGGCGAGGAAUGUCCAAGCGCUAGAAGACGCGACUGUCGAACUUCCCGUCAGACUCGGUGGUGAAGGGCCCUGGCAUAUCAAAUACAAGAAUAUAGCCGCGGAGUCCUCACCGGUCAUUGAGAAGACACUGUGGAACGAGAACAGCGUCAUUUCCGUUCGGGAAGAAGGUCGCUAUGAACUCCUUGAGGUAAUGGAUGCUUCAUGCACCGGUACAGUCGAACAGUCAGCAAAGGUGUUCGACGUGUCUUGGAUUCCUCGACCUAGCAUUACCGCUGUCGAUGGUUCUCCUGCGCAUGAUGGUCCGAUCGCAAAACGUGAUGUUUGUGAGGGUGACACUGACGCUCUUGAACUGAGGUUUUCUGGUUCACCGCCAUACAGUCUCCGUUAUGAACAACAACGGAAGAGCCAAGCUGGCGGAAGCUCUGCCCGUGUUAAGACAUUAAGAUCUGCUCUCAAUCUGGCAACCGUGGAGCUAGACACUAAGGAAGCUGGAUCUUAUACAUACAAAUUCGCGGAGAUCAGCGAUAGCCUGUAUGACCAGGGCAAAAAGGGACGGGACCCUCUUGUUGUCACACAGCGAGUCAAUCCUCUUCCUUCUGCGCGCUUUGAAUCGCCUGGUCAUAUUUAUGGCUUCUGUAAGGAAGAGGCAGACGGGGAGGAAUCAAUCCCUGUCAUCCUGGAAGGCACCCCUCCGUUCUCGAUGGAGAUCUUGAUCAAGCACCAUUCAAGUGCGAAGCCGGAAGUCGUGUCUAUUGCUAACAUCAACUCAAACCGACACAAUCUUCCUAUACCACGUCGCCACCUUGACCUGGGCCAGCAUGUUGUCAGCAUUCACAAGGUCCGGGACGCACGUGGAUGUCAGCGUAUCACCGAAUUUGAUGCCUCCUCAGUUAGGGUUGCCGUGUCUGAUGUACCCACGAUUAUCCCGCUCGAGUCACAAGUUGAUUACUGUGUUGGAGAACGCAUCUCUUUCUCCCUCUCUGGCCACGCACCAUUUGAGGUGUUUUACACCUUUGACGGAGCUCAGAAGAAGGCCACCUCUCACUCGACCAAUUUCCGUCGGAUAGCUGAGAAGCCAGGUCAAUUCACCGUAACUGCAGUAAGUGAUGGGGCUAGCGGCAAGUGCAAAGCACACAAGAAUAUCACCAAGGUCAUACACGAAAUGCCCAGUGUCAGGAUAAGCAAGGGCCGAGUUUCUGUGAUCGAUAUCCAUGAAGGCGGAGAAGCCGAUCUUAACUUUGAGUUUUGGGGAACGCCGCCAUUUGAAUUCACUUAUACAAGGAGUUCAAAUCCUCAAAGAGGAAAGAAAUCGCAAAUCUUGGAUAUCAAACACGAUAUCUCCUACGAACACACAAAGACAAUCAAAGCCUCUGACGAAGGCACGUACGAGGUUGUGGCCAUCAAGGACAAGUUCUGCUCCUUUUCUAAACAAGAAGGGGCAGGGAAGCCCGGAUGGGGAGGGAAACAAUUGCAGAAAUCGAAGAAAUAAUGGAAUAGGCGGAAAGAAAGAAUUCCCUGUUUUGAAAUCUAUUUUGUCUAGCAUGUACAUGGCGUUAUGAUGAAUGAUUGAUUACAAUUAUCCGAAGA